Molecule: messenger RNA, 1407 nt
Organism: Schistocerca piceifrons (Central American locust)
Lineage: Eukaryota; Metazoa; Arthropoda; Insecta; Orthoptera; Acrididae
Product: invertebrate-type lysozyme 2-like
Exons: 4
Coding region: 16-516 (166 amino acids)
Molecular function (GO): lysozyme activity
Source: RefSeq, a predicted model, not a curated record
GUAUGCAGGAAGGACAUGACGACCACAGCACGCACUUGGCCACCACUGCUGCUGCUGCUGCUUCUCUCAGCUCUCGCCGCCACGCGGGGUGAGAAGCCGCUGGUGAGCCCUGAGUGCCUUCAGUGCAUAUGCUUGGCCCAAGGCUGCGAUAUGGAAAAGGUGUGCACGGAAGCAGCGAUAAGUUGCGGCCCCUUCCAGAUCUCGAGGCCCUUCUGGCUGGACGGACACCAGCCUGUCAUCCCGGGUGAUCUACAUACAGAUUUGUGGGCAUUUGAAAGAUGUGCUGAUGAUCCAUUUUGUUCUGCUCAGGCCGUAGAAGCUUACAUGACGAGAUACCAAAAGGACUGCGACAGUGACGGGCAAGUGGACUGUAUGGACUUCAUGUUAAUACAUCUGUAUGGACCUGGAGGAUGUGAUGGCGAUAAAACGCAGGGGCCAAUCGCUAUAUUCAUCUCCUGCUGGGACUCGUACAAAAAACAGUCGUCAAAUAUCACUAGUCAAGCACUGCCCAAUUAGCAGUGACUACAUUAUAUUUCUCUUAUGUAGCAUUGGUGCAAUGAACAAAUAUUUAACAUUAAUUACAUGUACACAAAAAAAUAAAAUAUAUUGACCCUAUCAUAACGCAAAGAAAGCUCACAACGACAAAGAUGAAAAAUUGGGAGAGUUGACGAAGUACUUAUUCUAACGUAAUGGCUCGCCUGUUAAUAUGAGGGGUGUUCAAUGGGUAAUGCAACACUUUUUCUUCUCAGCCAACUUCGGUUGAAAAAUUACAGAAUCCGUUGUGGAACAUCGUGGAAUAUUCCCGCUACAACCCCUGCAGUUUCAUGAAGUUCCGAUAGGUGGCGGCAUUAUACGUAGACUCCAAACUGGCAUCUGUUAUGGAGGUGCGUUCUAAGUAGAGGGCUGUCAUUGAGUUUUUUUGGGCGGAAAACCAGAGCAUCGCAUAUGUUCAUAGGCUCUUGCAUUAUGUCUACAGAGUCCUGGCAGCGAAUAAAAGCAUGGUGAGUCGUUGGCAGACAUGUUUGUCAUCAUCGCAACUAGGUCGCGCAUACCUGUCCGAUCAGCCGCGUGCCGGCCGACCGCACACAGCUGUGACUCUUGCAAUAUCGGAACGUGCGGACACUCUCAUUCGAGGUGAUCGAUGAAUCACAAUCAAACACAGCACUGCGCAACUGAACAUCUGCACACCCGCGAGGAACUCACGAAACUUCAUUUGACUGUUCUUCAUCAUCCACCCUACACUUCGGAUCUCGCACCUUUCGACUUUUAUCACUUUGGCCCAAUGAAGUAUGCAAUCCGUGGGAAGCAGUAUGUCGAUGAUGGGGUGGUUACUGAUGCUGCAAGACGGUGGCUCCGACGUCGACCAGUAGUGUGGUACCAUGUGGGCACAUAGACCCUCCAAUAAGG